Messenger RNA from Ostrinia nubilalis (European corn borer), 1128 nucleotides. Its product is annotated as transmembrane protein 161B-like. Lineage: Eukaryota; Metazoa; Arthropoda; Insecta; Lepidoptera; Crambidae. The coding region runs from base 220 to 501 and encodes 93 amino acids. The transcript is spliced from 2 exons. The record is from RefSeq and is a predicted model, not a curated record.
UCUCCUAGCAGCCACGGUGGCGCUGCGAGUGGCUCUCAUGCCGCGCCAGCUGCAAGCCUACCUGGACAUGGCGCAGCGCCGCCUGGACGCCGUGCGCAAGGAGGCUGGGAGGAUCACCAACAUCGACCUGCAGAAGAAGGUGUUAUACUAGUGUCCUUACAGCAUGACAGUGGCUGCCUGGCUCUCCUAGCAGCCACGGUGGCGCUGCGAGUGGCUCUCAUGCCGCGCCAGCUGCAAGCCUACCUGGACAUGGCGCAGCGCCGCCUGGACGCCGUGCGCAAGGAGGCUGGGAGGAUCACCAACAUCGACCUGCAGAAGAAGGUGGCCUCAGUAUUCUACUACCUCUGCGUAGUAGCUCUCCAGUACAUCUGCCCGCUCGUCAUGAGCCUGUACCUCGCGCUCAUGUACAAGACGCUCGGCGGCUACUCCUGGGCCGCCGUGUUCUAUGAGACUGUACGGAACGGGACUGAGAGCGUUAUAAUACCAGACCCACAUCUGUAGCAUUACCAUGAGUUUAAACGUGCUCGCUAGUGAAUGCUAAAAAAAUCCUAUGUUGAUUUUGUGUCUUAGGGGCACUACGAAUUGUCACAUGUCAUGACAUUUAUUUACACUGACGCUAGCAAUACGUUUAAUGUAAACUCAUUACUCGUGGUAAGCGUACUGGUGUAACCUCACCGUUCCGAUAGGAUAGUCAGCUAUCUUCAAAUGCAACGAUAAACAUAAAACAUUCCACCAGCUCGCACUGAGCGUUUCGAUAACUCUUUUAUAAGGCGAACAGCUAGGGACUGGAAUCCGCUGUCUUUCUCGAACAUUAUGAUUUUUUCAAGUUGAGAGUGAAUAGGCACUUACAGACUCCUAGAAUGCAUCUCACUUCACACCAGGUGCGAUUGCAGUCAAAUAACUGCCUUAUUAUGCAUAAAAGUAAAUCUCAAUCAAAAAACAAAUGAAAAAUCAUAUUCUACAGGUGGCCUCAGUAUUCUACUACCUCUGUGUAGUAGCUCUCCAGUACAUCUGCCCGCUCGUCAUGAGCCUGUACCUCGCGCUCAUGUACAAGACGCUCGGCGGCUACUCCUGGGCCGCCGUGUUCUAUGAGACUGUACGGAACGAUACUGAGAGCGUUAUUAUACC